Cephus cinctus (wheat stem sawfly) is the source of this 1515-nucleotide messenger RNA. RefSeq names its product sorbitol dehydrogenase. Bases 83 to 1291 code for a protein of 402 amino acids. Gene Ontology annotation, molecular function: L-iditol 2-dehydrogenase (NAD+) activity; zinc ion binding. The transcript is spliced from 9 exons. Gene Ontology annotation, biological process: D-sorbitol catabolic process. The record is from RefSeq and is a predicted model, not a curated record. NCBI's taxonomy places the organism in Eukaryota, Metazoa, Arthropoda, Insecta, Hymenoptera, Cephidae.
GUUGUAACCCGAGCUUGCGUAAGACGUCGGCAUCGAGGAAAAUAAUCAAGUCUGAAAGGUCAAAGAAGAAAAUUCAAAAACGAUGGCCGUUGAAAAUCUGACAGCUGUGCUUCAUGGCAUCAAUGACAUACGUCUGCUGCAACGAAUGACCCUGACAAUGACGGCAAUUCACACCUCCAGCCACGACCCUGAGCCUCUGACGUUACCACUGACACUGCAGUCCUAUUUUAUCGAUUAUAAAAGCCACCCAGUUAACAGAGACUUGCAACGUUUUAACCCAGUUCGCACAAAAGAAAACACACCAAUCGAAGAACCUAAUGAGGACGAAGUGCUGCUGGAAAUGGCCUGCGUGGGAAUUUGCGGUUCCGAUGUCCAUUAUCUUGUCCAUGGUCGAAUCGGUGACUUCAUUGUUGAUAAGCCAAUGAUCAUUGGUCACGAAGCAGCUGGAGUUGUCUGCAAACUUGGAAAGAACGUUAAAAAUUUGAAGGUUGGGGACCGUGUCGCUAUCGAACCUGGUGUACCUUGUAGGGUAUGUAAUUUUUGCAAGGAAGGAAGCUACAAUUUGUGCCCGGAUAUUAUUUUCUGUGCAACUCCACCAGUUCAUGGGAACCUUAGACGUUAUUACAAACACGCUGCUGAUUUUUGUUUCAAAUUACCUGCUAACGUUAGCCUCGAAGAGGGUGCUUUACUGGAGCCAUUGUCUGUUGGCGUUCAUGCCUGCAAACGGGCGCAUAUCGAUAUCGGAUCAAACGUCUUGAUUUUGGGUGCUGGACCUAUUGGCCUCGUAUCGUUACUUGUUGCUAAAGCUAUGGGAGCUUGUAAAGUGGUCAUUACCGAUUUACUACAAAGCAGAUUGGACGUAGCGAAGGAAUUAGGCGCGGAUGCGACUUUUUUGAUAGAAAAAGGAAUGUCCGAGGAAGAUAACAUUAAGAAAAUUCAUGAACUCUUUGGUGAGGCGCCUAACAGGACGAUAGACGCCAGUGGCGCCCAGGCGUCGAUUCGUUUGGCAAUUCUUGGAACAAAAUCAGGCGGAAUUGCUGUUCUCGUUGGAAUGGGUGCGCCUGAAAUUCAAGUACCACUUAUCAAUGCACUUGUAAGAGAAGUUGAUAUCAGGGGUGUAUUCCGUUACGUGAAUGACUAUGCCGAUGCAUUAAGUCUCGUAGCUACUGGAAAAGUGAACGUGAAGCCAUUGAUAACGCACAAUUACAAAAUUGAAGAGACACGUGAAGCUUUCGAAACUGCCAAAACCGGACGUGGUGGCGCUAUUAAAGUUAUGAUUCAUUGUAAAUAAUUUAAUUUAAAAAAUAAGACUUCCAUAUACUGUGACUUAGCACGAGAUUAAGUACACAGAUGCUUUAUAUAAAAACUUGUCAAAAAAUGUUGAAGAAAAAAUGUCCCACCGUGCGUUGUCUUUGUAAUCAAAUACAGUUCACAACGUAAGCUCAUUAAAUGAUCGGAUGAUGUAUCUAUUUUUAUAAAAUUAUAGUUAAAUUAAAUAUUUUAUUCUGCUACUUA